UACCCUUAGCCCUUUUUUGUUCGCCUUGGUGAUGGACGUCCUAACUCAAGGUGUUCAAGAAGGGGUCCCAUGGUGCAUGCUUUUCGCGGAUGAUAUCGUGCUUAUCGACGACACACGUGAGGGACUAAACGAUAAGUUGGAACGAUGGCGUCUUGCCCUUGAGACUAAAGGAUUCAGAAUUAAUAGUAACAAGACUGAAUACAUGGAAUGUCGUUUCAGCGGCCGGGAAACAGAAUCAGAAGUGGAAGUUAGGAUUGACUCUCACGUAGUACCUAAGGUAGACAGGUUCCGAUAUCUUGGCUCGGUAAUCCAGGCGGAUGGGGAGUUAGACGGGGAUGUUGGACAUCGUGUUGGAGUGGCUUGGGCCAAAUGGCGGUUGGCCUCAGGGGUGUUGUGUGACUCGAAGAUUUCACCCAGGAUGAAAGGUAAGUUCUACCGAUCCGUAGUCAGACCUGCUAUGUUAUACGGGGCAGAGUGUUGGGCGGUUAAGAAGACUCAUGUGCGUCAUCUGCAUGUGGCGGAGAUGCGGAUGUUACGAUGGAUGUGUGGGAAGACAAGGUUGGAUAGGAUUUCGAACGAAGUUAUUCGACGUCAGGUAGGCAUGGCGCCGGUGGAAGAUAAGUUGCGGGAAGCGAGGUUGAGAUGGUUUGGGCAUGUGAGACGUCGGGAUGCUGAUGCCCCUGUACGGAGGUGCGAGAGGAUCACGGUUAUCGGGGGAGGUAGAGGAAGGGGUAGACCUAGGAAGAAUUGGAAGGAGGUGAUUAGGCAGGAUUUAGGACUUCUCACCCUGACUGAGGAUAUGGCUUUAGAUAGGAAUCUUUGGCGGACUAGGAUUAAAGUAGCUGGUUAGGAGCGCGGUGCUGCAGAGGUUUUUAUAGUGUGUUGUGUUUGAUUGGAAUCUUCUACUUUUGCUUGCUGGACUUUCAUUUCAUUGUACUUGGUGCUUUAUCCUGUUAUAUCCUGUUAUAUCAUGUUAUAUCCUGUUACCCUGUUAUAUUGUGUUCCCUACCAUAUUUUUGUGCAGGUUGAGCCGGGGGUCUCUUGGAAACAGCCUCCCUACUUCUCCCUACUUCCGAGUAGGGGCAAGGUCUGCGU
Messenger RNA from Cuscuta campestris, 1095 nucleotides. The record is from the annotation of a GenBank genome assembly. NCBI's taxonomy places the organism in Eukaryota, Viridiplantae, Streptophyta, Magnoliopsida, Solanales, Convolvulaceae.